CUGCCGUUUGCCUCAAUAAGCGCUCAGCCUUCCCUUCCGUUUCCUUUCCCUUCCCUUCCUUGGCUCGCCGUGGGACCGCUCUCCGCUCCAGCCCCUGGGCAGCCCCAAGCGGCUGUUUGCAGGGCCUGGGGCUACCCGGGACGGUGCAGGGGGGACCCUCAGCCGGGCGUCGCUGACGUUGUUCCUCAGGUGCCCCCCCCCCCCCCCAACCCCAUUUCCCCGCCGGGCGAUGGACGCGUCGAAGGACUUCUUCGGCAAGCUGCGCGCCCUGGCCCUCUCGCUGGAGAAGGAGACGAAGCGGCUCGAGCGGGCCCUUCGCAAAGAGGACACGGACUCUGAAGAUGAAUCUCCAGUAAGAGUCUUACAUGAUCUCCACUGUGAAAUCAAGACUCUGAAGGGAGGUCUUGAUGCCAGACUUGCUGAGAGUUGCUCUGAAAAACAACAAAUUUCUGAAUUCAUAAAAGCAAGUGAAAUAUUGAUGCGAAGAAAUGCAGCAGAUCUUGGAAAAAUAAGAGAGCUGUUCCAGAAAUAUGACUCUAAACUACGUGUUGAAGACUGUACAGAAGAGGCAGAAGUAGAAGAUAGCAGUGAUUCGUCAGUGUCUGUCCAGAAUAAAUUCAACAAAGGAAAAUCAGAUGAUGCACCUCAUCCUCCUAGUUGUACUAAGAAGCCAGUGGUGCCCAAAGACCCAAUGAGUAAUCCCCAGCUUUCUGAUUAUGGUCUUUCGCAAUACGCUUUCUCCAGGCCUUGGAGUGCAGUGAGAGGACAACAAACAAAUGCAUAUCAAGAAAAUAGGACUCCAUUAAAAACACAGACUCCCUCUAAUUUGCCGAAAACACCAAAAUGUACACUAAAGAUGGAUGAUUAUGUGUGUGCAACACCAAAACUUGAACACUUUGGCAUCAGUGAACAUACCAUGUGUAUGAAUGAAGAUUAUACAAUGUCACUUAUUCGUAAAACUGAGACAAGCAAGAAGUUGAUUAAAAAAGAUGAUCAUCAAGUGAAUGUACCAGAAAUGACAUCCAAGCAAAUCAUGGUUACUCCUCGGUCAAAACCAAAAGUGACAGCUGAGAAUGCAGCUGACUGGAUGGCUUCUCCUAUGAUGCUUGUGUACCGUACUACUGAUGCGAACAGCACUUCCAAAACAAAUAGUACAGUGUUAUCAAGGUCACCAGAGACAAAUGAACGGCCUCUUCCCAGUCAUGCAGAAACACCAAAGUUUCCAGAUUUUGAAACAAGAUGGCUAAAAACAGAAGCUAAGCAGGUGAAGCAGGGUGUAAAGACUAAGUCAGUGACAAAGAAUGAUGCAAGAGAUAAGCAAGAAGAUAGCAUUCCUUUUGCUGUGAGCUCUGAUGAGUAUCUUAAACAUUUCGGAGACCCUUCUCCUCCUGAAAUAAAACACUAUGACCAGUUACUCAGUACUCCUCCACCUCCAGAAAUAACAAGGAUACCAGAUGACGUUCUACAGUUUCUGUCCAAGUAUAAUCACAAAAUAGAUUCUUCUAAAGCCAAGAAAAUGGAGACCAAGACAGGAAAUACUACAGGAUAUGAAAGUGAUUUCACUGAUUACUACAACAAAGAGAACAGCAGAAAUCCUGGAUUUUUCAAGCCAAACAUCUAAAAUCAAGCUGCAGACCAUGUUGAGACUGUUUCACAUUCAUGGAUCUUAUAACUGAAUCAAAAUGAGCUCAAAAAGCAAAAGAAAAUACUGGUGGGAGGAGAGCCAUACCAAGGAAAAGCUUUUUUAAUGGAGAAAAAAUACUUAUCCAUGAUGUGGGUAAAGUUCUUUGGACUACAACUUGUGCUUAAUUUUUUAUUGAAACUAUUGGCAAAAUAUAUUGAGAGUUUUUAAAUAUAUAUAUUCUUCAAAGAGGACUAGGAUCGGGUAUGAGGUAUUAUCUCAGUUGUUUCACCUAAUUCUCAUGUUUGUUGUGUACGCUUGUUUGCAGUAGACGGUAGAGAGGUGUAGGUAGAUUGCAGUAAAGGAAAAGUCCAGUAUAUUGCCCCAGAAAAUGGAUCUCUCUGGCUGUUUUGGUAACAAUCCACAUCUUCCAGGGCUGAGUUUGAACUGUAGUGCUUCAACAGGAUUUGCUAUCUUCAGCAGAAACAAGUCAGGUCUGUGUUACCUGUCUGACAGACGGGCAUUUCUUACACUGCUGCUUCUUUCUUACUAUAGUUUUCUUACACUGACAUCAUACUAGGUGCUAUACAUCUGGUUUCCUUUUGAUACUCUAAGGUCUGUAGCCCUAAAAGGUGACCCUGGCUCGAAUAUGAGUUAUUUGAAAAUAUAUUGUGCAAUUAGUACUGGUUAUAUGUAUCUUCAACUUUUGGAAAGAUCUGCUGGCAGGCAUGUAGGUGAUUGCUUAUUCUCCUGCGCUGCUGCCACAUGUAAGUCCUCAGGAUAUGCAAACAUCUGGAGAUGCUCAGAAGUAUUGCUCCAGUUGCUUAGAUGGGCUUGUCCUGGCUAAAACCUAGCAAGUAAAGGAGCCUUUUUCCUGCUAUUCCAGUCAUUCUCCAGGAUGAGUGUAUAUCAAAUUAACUGGAAAAGCUGAUUUUGUACUAGUUCUAGCCUGAGCGCACUGUCAUUUCUGUGUGCUAACUUCUGUUUAAAAAUAAGUAUGUGUGUUUAUGUGUCAGUCUUAGAGAUUGAGCAACACAUCUAAAUACUAAACAAAUCUGUCUUGGACGCUUGGUGGCUGCUUGGAAAACUAAUCAUCUGGUGCUAUAAAAGCAUUUACAUUUACCCAACUCCUUCAGAGGGUGAAGGCCAGACCUGCUUCCAGCACCUUCACAGACUAAAAACCAUUUAAGGGGCUGCAUGCUAGUCAUAGAAUUUCAUAGUUUUAAAAAGAUACAAAGUAUUUUGCUGCAGAGCAAGAGUCCUUCAGCCAGACAGGUUUACCAGCACUAAGCAGGGGGGUUUCACAGCCUGCAUUCUCCCUCCACAGCGCUCCAUGGCUACUUCCUUGCCCUGAGGCAAGCCAGAUAUCCUGAAACACUCCAUUUAACAUGAAAUGAGACAAGCAGCACCGCUGUCCCAGACCUUGCUGUAUUCCCACCACCACCAGCCUUCAACUAAUGAAAUUCCCAAAAGGGCUUAUAGAUGACCUUUCCCUAAACUUGAGAACAACUAACUACGCACUCCACUGUCCUUCCCUCUGUUAGGGAACUGUAGAGUUGCACCCAGCAAUGCUGAGGUUCUCACCAUAAGCUGUUUGCAUCAUUUUUCUUGUCUGUUAAACAAUGUUUUCUUCUACAUUUCAUAGUUAUUAACUAAUAGGAAAGGGCUUCAAUUAAUAUUUUGAGGUACAAAUUAUCUUUGACAAUUGAAAUCUUAAAAUCUUCUGAUCUACUCAAGCUAUUAUGACAUGAUGCUGGCAUGAGACUUUUUUGGAAUCUAUAAAUGAAUUUUUACUAGGUAGUUUUGGUUUUCUUGCCUACAGUAUUGCCUUAAUACAAGUAAUAUUGCUGUUCGUACUUACAUUUUCUUUAUAUCAGGACCACUGCUCUGAGGUGGAUAUAAUCAGAGUAGUAAACCAAAAACUAGUUUUAAUUUGUCCUGCUUUACCCUUGAAAACCUUUUAGGUUUCAGUAAGGCCUAAGCAGUGGUUUGAGUAUUGGGGAUGAGGGAGGGAAAGGUUGGCAGAAGUGAAAGCAUAAGCAGUGUUGGAAACGGAUCUGUGUUCAAAAUAAGCUGGGGAGGGAAAGUUCUGUGGUUUGUUGUGUCUUUUUCUUUUUUCCUAUUCAGAUCAGUUCUCUCACACAGGUGGUUGUGUGGCCAUCUGGUAAACUGCAGAAGUCCAAGUACUGGAACAACCAAGGAUGUAACCGUGGGGCUGGAGAAGGGUAAAACUCCCCUUAAACCAGUAUUGCUGCUGAAGAAAGGCUAGUCUUGCUGUACGCUAAAGUAAUGUAACAUGUCAGAGUAAUGCAAAGGAACUUAAAACAAGUUACAUGUUGGUUUGAUGUGGGGUCAAUCUGAUAACUGCAUUAGCCUGUCAGAAAGUGCAGUUUGGGUAAACGGUAGCUAAUAAAGUAGCAAACACAGUAGCUCUGUAGGGGUCAGUCAUCACCUGAAAACAGGCAAAAAUGACUCGGGGUACGGUUCUGCGUUGUGCUCAAUUCAGUUACACUGGCGGCUGCUUCUGCUAGAGGCUGUUUCACCAGUUCUCUUGCCACAGAAUUUAGGGCUUGUGCGGUUUUACAAUGGCUUCCUUCCAUUUGCUGAGCCACUGAAAGGCCAGUUAAUUUUGUUUUGUCUUCUAGUUUGUCCUCCCCAACAUUAAUCUCAAACUCUGCUUCUGCCUGCGGGAGCGCUAGAUCAGAUCUAAGGGAAAGGUGAGAACGGGGUCGCAUCUUCUAGCGGUCGCCUGCAGUUGGAAAAGGUUGAGCCCAGCACAAAAUUGUACUUCAGUAUUUAGGGACAUCUGGGAGGCAGCCAAAAAAGCAUAACCUUUAAUUUUCCUUUAUUUGCUGUGGUUCUUAACCUUUUUUUCAUGUAUAUCAAAUGUGUCAGCUCACAGAAGCUUCUCUCCAUAAUUCCAUUUGUUGUCAAAGGAAACUCAAUUGUUCUGCCUAGGAAACCCCUUAAGGUGGUCAGAGCUUUCUUAUCUUGGAAAUACUUUGCCUGAGGCUAUAAUACAAGUACAGAUCUUGCAGCAGAAUGAAACAUCCCAGAUGGUUGCUAAGUGGAUAAAUGACAAGCGUCACCUUUAGUGCUUCCUGUUGUACUUUUAUUGAUGUUUUUAUAAAUCAUUGGAGCAAUAA
Tyto alba (common barn owl) is the source of this 4767-nucleotide messenger RNA. RefSeq names its product spindle and kinetochore associated complex subunit 3 (gene SKA3). Lineage: Eukaryota; Metazoa; Chordata; Aves; Strigiformes; Tytonidae. Bases 230 to 1621 code for a protein of 463 amino acids. The record is from RefSeq and is a predicted model, not a curated record. Gene Ontology annotation, biological process: mitotic cell cycle; chromosome segregation. The transcript is spliced from 9 exons. Gene Ontology annotation, cellular component: spindle microtubule; outer kinetochore.